UAUUAUGUUAUACGUAUGCUCGCGCUUUAUGAAAACGUUGGGUUUUUUUGUCCCCAACACUUCGCCGUAAUUCUGCCGUCAAGUGCCGCUGAUUGUCGCAGUCUUCAUUUCAGCAGCAGAGGUCACAACAAACCGUUCAGCAUGGGAGGUGAUCACGGCCACAGCAAGAUGUCCAUGCCGGACUGGCGGCAGUGGAAGGUGGAAGGAACCCCGCUGGAGUUCACGCAGCAGCGAUUGGCAGCCAGGGGCCUCAAAGACCCGUGGGCACGCAACGAGGCAUGGAGGUAUUCGGGCGGCUUCGCGCGCGCGGUCACUCUGUCGGAAGUUCUCUUCCGAGGAUUUAAAUGGGGCUUCGCUGCGUUCACUGUUGCUCUGGCAAUAGAGUACACCAUGUUUCCCCCAAAGAAAGGAGGACACUGAUUCUCCUCCUUGGAGCCAGCAUUAUGUAAUUUGAUUUUAUGAUGAUCUGUAUUUUCAGUUUAAUAAAGCUUCUUUUGAUCCCCUCCAUA
This is a messenger RNA of Poecilia latipinna (sailfin molly), 509 nucleotides long. It is a transcript of the gene ndufb3, whose product is annotated as NADH:ubiquinone oxidoreductase subunit B3. Gene Ontology annotation, biological process: electron transport chain; mitochondrial respiratory chain complex I assembly. Gene Ontology annotation, cellular component: respiratory chain complex I; mitochondrion. The coding region runs from base 16 to 420 and encodes 134 amino acids. The transcript has 3 exons. Lineage: Eukaryota; Metazoa; Chordata; Actinopteri; Cyprinodontiformes; Poeciliidae. The record is from RefSeq and is a predicted model, not a curated record.